This is a messenger RNA of Mytilinidion resinicola, 339 nucleotides long. RefSeq lists its product as uncharacterized. The coding region runs from base 1 to 339 and encodes 112 amino acids. The record is from RefSeq and is a predicted model, not a curated record. The transcript has a single exon. NCBI's taxonomy places the organism in Eukaryota, Fungi, Ascomycota, Dothideomycetes, Mytilinidiales, Mytilinidiaceae.
AUGGAGCUGGAGGAGGAUGAAGAUGAGCUCGUGGGGGAGCUUGUUGUUGAAGACGAGCUUGAUGCUGAAGACGAGCUGGUUGUCGAAGACGAGCUUGAGGAAGGCGUUGUACGGGAGCUUGAUGAACUUGAAGAGCUGGAAGAACUUGACAAGGUAGAAGUUGACGACGCCGAAGAAGAUGACGAGCUAGAAGAAGGCGAUGGAGAUGUGCAAGGUUCCGUGGAUUCCAGAAUCUUAGCCUCAUAUGGGUCCAUGAAGUUUGCGCCCCCGCAUUUCUUUACUACAUUUUUUUGCCCCCCAACUACUACGAGGGAUUUCACACUACCAACGGGCUGGUAA